GUCCAUGAGCAGAGACCAUAAUUGAAGUCUUAUUUGACUUUAAACAAUAAACUCAAAAUGGAAAUUAAUAAUUAAAAAGGUUAAAUUUUGUAAAGAUUUUUCUUUUAAAGAGAAAUGAGAAAUCUUUACUCUGUUAGGGUGUGGUGUGUAGUAUAUAUACUGAGGGAAUGUGAAGAGACCCAACAAAGAUUAUACAAUCGCGAGAGGCUUCUCUGUCUAGUUGUGAAACAGAAGAAAGAAUCAAUCUUUCGUCAAUGGAGCCUGACGUGGUGGAGAUCGCUCCUCCUCUGUUCCCUUCUGGUUCGAGAACUCGUAAACCUAGAAAGGCUGGAAUUCCUGAAGUGAUCGAUGUGGAACACUAUGAGUUUCGCAAUGCUAACCUUGUCGAUAAGAAGAACAAAGGGAAGGCUAUACAAGACGGCUCCUUGUAUGAUCAUUUGGCUGAUGAAGAAGUGGUGAUGUCUACUACUCAACCUUGGGGGUUUCCGAGUUCUAGCAGCAAGAGAUCUAGAAGAAGCAGUUCCGCUAGCUCUUCUCGUCCUAGAGCUGCUGUGGAGGUUGUUGUUUCUUCAGCUCAGGCUAAUUUUCUGAGGGACUUUAAAAGAUUUGACACUGUUGAUAAUUUCUCAAAACAUCACUAUGCUUCUCAGGGGAACGCUUCAAAGCAGCACUCAAGGACUUGGGUGAAAAAGAUUCAAGCAGACUGGAAGAUUCUUGAGAAUGAUUUGCCAGAAACAAUAUCUGUGAGAGCCUGUGAAUCAAGAAUGGAUCUUUUGAGAGCUGUAAUUGUUGGAGCUGAGGGGACUCCUUACCAUGAGGGUCUUUUCUUUUUCGAUAUUCACUUCCCUGACACCUAUCCUUCAGUGCCACCAAUGGUUCAUUACCAUUCUGGUGGGCUUAGAAUCAACCCAAAUCUAUACAACUGUGGUAAAGUAUGCUUGAGUCUUCUCGGUACCUGGAAUGGUAACGCUAGGGAGAAAUGGCUCCCACAGGAGUCCACAAUGUUACAGCUUCUCGUCUCAAUCCAAGCACUCAUCUUGAAUCAAAAGCCUUACUUUAACGAACCUGCCUAUGAGCGGACCAAGGGGACUCCAUCAGGCGAGGCUCAUUCCAAAUUUUACAGUGAGAACGUAUACGUUUUAUCGUUGAGGACAAUGGUUUACAGCAUGAGAAAACCACCCAAGCACUUCGAAGAGUUUGUUCGCAGCCAUUACUUUGAGCGGGCUCACGAUAUAGUGAAAGCGAGCAAUGCUUAUAUAGAUGGAGCUCCUGUUGGUUCUAUAGUUAAAGGCGGUGUUCAAGACAUUGAAGAAAGUAGCGAGAAUGGUUCCAUGAAGUUUAGGACCGAAGUGGCUACCUUUAUGAAGACAGUUGUGGAAGAGUUGGUUAAGUUAGGUGUGAAGGAGCUUGAAGAUAAACUGAAACCACCACCUAACGCAGAGGGCAGUAACAAAUCAAACUGUAAGAGAAGCAUAUCAUCGAGGUGAGCCAAGUCCAAGUAUUUUGUUUCAUUAAUCAUCUCCAAGCAGAAGAAGGAACUCAUCUUCUUAUGAUUUGUUAUUUUAGAAACUGAGAAGUAAUUCUCUCUCAUCAUUUUAAGUUGAUGAUUUUUUUUUUCCAGUCGUAUGUGUUAUUAGCAUUCAGUAUCUGAUUGAUUACUUUUAGAUUUUAAUUUUUGAUUUCUGUCAACAGGUUGAGUCUUUAUAUUUAUUGUUUUGUUGUUGUUGGUUAUUUGGUGGUAACAUCAAAGAACUUCUCUCGAAUAUUGGACGCUACCUCUCAUCUAACACGGACGGAGUAGAGAAAUCGUGACUCUUUAUAAUUAAUUUUUAAGAAAAAUUAUUUUCAUUAUUUCAGUAUAUAUUUUUGAUUAUGAGUUAGUUUAACACAUAUUACAGUUUUAAAUAUAUAACUCACACGUAUCACAAUCAUGUUAAUUAAUAAAAAAAAAAUUUUGAUGAAAUUUCAAAUUUAUUGAUCAAUCAAAAGGAAACAUUUACAAAGAAUAUGCUAGAAAAUGAGGUUCUUUUGCAUGUAUACUACUAUAAUUCUAUUCUACUUCUAAGCAUAAACUUCAAACCAUCUACACAUAAGGCCACUAAGUUUAUGAUCAGCCUUGUAUUUAAGAGAGGAAAUCCUGUUCUUGACGGUCUUGUUGACUAUGGAUAUCAUCUGCUCAGUUCCAUGUAUCCCACGGUUGUGCCUAAGGAAGAAGGAGGAUCUGUAUUAUCCUAAGGAAGAAGGAGGAUUGUGUUAUUUAUGCUUCCUUAGAGCACCCCCAUUGAAGGUUUAUGGGAGAGUUCACACAGAAAUCAAGAAAAAAAUAAAAUAAAAUAAUUCAAUCCCAUGAACUCUUCUCUCCUAAAACUCUUUUGGCUGAACCCCUCUCUCCUAAAGUUCAUCACUGUAGCACGGACUCCACGUGUCAUGACGGCCCGCGAUUGGUCUGGUUUUUUUUUACUUUUAUUUUUUUUUAAAAGCCAAAAAAAAGAAAAAAA
Messenger RNA from Brassica rapa (field mustard), 2498 nucleotides. Its product is annotated as probable ubiquitin-conjugating enzyme E2 26. Gene Ontology annotation, molecular function: ubiquitin conjugating enzyme activity. The record is from RefSeq and is a predicted model, not a curated record. NCBI's taxonomy places the organism in Eukaryota, Viridiplantae, Streptophyta, Magnoliopsida, Brassicales, Brassicaceae.